AUGUCGGAGAGAAAUACAUCCACCACGAAUAAUAACGUUUUCAAGCAGAGAGAAUCAAAAGAAGAACAACAUUUAAUGCGGAAUAACGACACUCCAUUAUAUACGUUAGAAUUCAUCGAUCUUUUUGAAUGGAAGUUAUUCAGGUGGUUGGCUUCCUUAGAAAAAGUUGAAAACUUUGUAUAUUUAUUUAUAGUAAUUUGGGAUUCUAUUUCAUUGCAAAAUCCACAAAUUUUACAAGAAUUCAUUAAAGAUACCAAUGAUAUGGUUGCGUCCAUAAAAGAAUUGGCCGGUUUAAAGGCACUUGGUUCUACACAACGAGGCGUAUGUAUUAGCAAUUUAAUAGAAUAUAAAAAAUCUCGUUUUAACGACAAUCAUGGACUGCAAAAAAGGUUUGCCGACAAUGCUUGGGCAGAAUUAGAAGAUUACAAAUUACGUCACUCACAUGCUUUCGAGGAGCAAUUAAAACGUUUAACGAUGGAGCAAAAAAUGUGUCUUAGACAAACGAUUUAUCAUAGAAUGAAUUCCUUUCGAUCAUUUGCGAAUAGAAUUCAAAAAUCAAAUAAAAGAGAAGAAGAAUUUGUAAAUGAUUUAAAAGAACAAAUUAAGACCUUGAAAGAAGAAAAUUCACAACAACAAGCGGCUCUUGGCAAUAUAAUAAAUGUAUCUUGGGAUGAUGAUGAUUCCAAUAAUACAGGAAAGUUAAUUGCUGAUAUUGAAGAAUUACAGGAUAUGCUUUCAGAUUUUACAAUGGUUCAGGGAAGUGAUUUUAAAGUUAACAUAGAUGCAGCAACAAGCAUAUUAAAGAAUUAUAAUUGUCAAGGGAAAUAUCCAAGUACGGACGCAGAUCUUAUUUUAGGAGCGGUACUUCAACGUUGCACGAUCGCAACAAUCCUGGACGAGGUACAAAAACAUUUACAAAAUGCACGUACUGACAACAUUGAUCCUCUUGAAAGUGAUAUUGUAAAUACCACCGAAAGUUUAAUCAAAUAUACCGAAUUAUUAAGAGAUAAUCGUAAAGGAAGUGAUGAUAUCUCUAAAGUAACGCCAAUCAAAAUUCGUCAAUAUGUUUAUUCAGCACUUGGUUGUCGCGGUUUUUUCGAUAAUGAAAAUCCUUUAAUUAAAAGAACGGCAAAUAAAUUGUUGAAUGAAAUGAAUCAAUUUAGACAAGUGAUGGAAAAAGAAACUAGCGAUGAAUUAAAUGACCUAGCUUUUACAAUUACUCGUGAAGUUAUCAAUAUUUUUUGUUUUCGCUUAAAAACACAAGCUUCCGAACUGCAGCAUAAAUUUUUCCAAGCUGGUCAAGCCAUAGACGUUCGUUUUAUGCGAGGAAGUUUCGGACGUGAUGAAGCUAAAAAUUUGGAGGUGGAAAUUUGUGGAUUUCCUUGCAUCGGUGUGUUCGAUGGUGAACAGAAAGUAUUUACGAGGGCUCAAGUUAUUGCAAGAAAAAAAAGAAGAAAUAGUGAUGAAUCUAUUGUCAAAACCAUGAAAAACUUGAUUAUUGGAAAUAAGUGA
Molecule: messenger RNA, 1512 nt
Organism: Funneliformis geosporum
Lineage: Eukaryota; Fungi; Glomeromycota; Glomeromycetes; Glomerales; Glomeraceae
Source: the annotation of a GenBank genome assembly